Molecule: messenger RNA, 4065 nt
Organism: Archocentrus centrarchus (flier cichlid)
Lineage: Eukaryota; Metazoa; Chordata; Actinopteri; Cichliformes; Cichlidae
Gene: tmem108
Product: transmembrane protein 108
Exons: 5
Coding region: 499-2052 (517 amino acids)
Biological process (GO): dendrite extension; postsynaptic density organization; retrograde axonal transport
Cellular component (GO): endosome membrane; early endosome; axon
Source: RefSeq, a predicted model, not a curated record
ACCGGCGUCCUGCGCGCCUCUUAAUUGCGCAUCAGGCAUUAAGGAGAGAUCACGGAUCACAGUUUCAUUACCAGUGGAGGCGGAUUUACGCUGCCUCGAAGCUGGGACGGGGUUGCUUCACGUCCCACUAUUUACGGCGUCAGUGCUGAGGGAGGAAAGGUGGGCGCAGAGGGGUCCAGAGGUCCAGCAAAGGGUGGCGCCCUGCGCAUGUAGUCCAGCGCCUGUGCCGCUUCCCAGGGGCCGGGGGACCCACAGCGACACGAUCGGCGCCUGCAGUCCGCUGUUUGGGCACCACUGGCUUCUUUUUGCAGCUCAUGAUUUUGACAUUUCUAAACGGGGACUGGCAUCAUGUGCGCCUGGAUGGUGUGAAGUGUGACACGGCGGCUUUUGGGUUGCAUUUCUCUCGGAUACGCCGAGUAGGCUGCCCGACGUUACGGUGCACCUUGUGCAAUAGAGAACCAUGAGCACUGUGGAGGAGGAACCGGAUCACAUGAUACCAUGAAGACAAGCCUACAGGUCCUGCGCUGCCAGCUGCUGAGUGUUCUAGCAUUCCUAGCACUGCCAGCAGGACUGGUGUCAUCAGCACAGGAGCUGUACCUCAGCCAGACCUCCCAGGACCCUGUCUAUAUGGCAGUCACCCACAGCAGCCCCCUAUCUCCCCCCAAACCUCCGCCCCUGGACUGGCAUCAAGAAGGGUCGAGUAGUGGGGACUGGUCACCCAAAGGCAUGCAUCCCACAAACAGCCUCCUUCCUGUGGCUGCUCUUCCCCCUUUACUCUUGCAUCAGCUUACCCAAACUUCCAGCUUAGCUCAAGAGGCUCCUCCACUUUAUGACACAAAUACUGUCAUCCCAAACACUGUGAGCACCGACAGCCACGUGAGUCAUCCCAGGGAGCCCAGCUCUGAUGUUGUAAAUCAAGGUCUCGUGCGCAAAUUGGUCAGGGCCCACAACCCAGUUACAGUCAGCACUAACCAGGCCAGCAGCAGCAGUCCUAAAUUUCUCAAUGCAGAGAUCCCAAAUAUAGAUGUGGAAUCUGCUGCUAGAGGGGCCCCAAACCCCCUGGCUCCUUUGUUGAGCUCCGGAUCAGACAGAGGGGAUGCACUUGAUGCAUACCACAAAGAGCCUCAGAAACUGAGUCUAGAGGAACUCAGGCGGCACCAUCUCCAACACCUGCAGCCCCCUUCUUCUCUCUCAGUGGACGCUGAUGCUGCACGAGGCCUGAAACUCAGGGAGCAUGCUGUAGGAUCCCCAGAGAUAGCCCUGCACCACACCAUCACCCUUCGCGAGGUGCAUGGAGUGAAAGAGCCCCCCACUCCUGAGCUGAACAUUACCACAGUCAAGGAUCCACCACAAAUUCAAACUGUCACUGCAUCCACUACCCUGUCCACUGAGACGAGUGUCACAACACAGAAUAUAACACUCACACCAGUUACUCACACUACAGCAAAUGAGACCACCACUGUGGGAGGUCAAGGUCUAAGUUCUGUUCAAAGUAAAAGCACUGACCCGUUAGGGAAUGCAACUGCAACUGCACAUGGGGAGCACCUCUCUAAGAGCAGCUCAGUCAAGGAGAAGCAGCAGGGGAACAGCUCAGAGCCCGCUUCCACAACCAGCGGAAACUUCCAGAACAGGCAGGUGCCAGCCACCAGCCACGGCCCCCCGAUACCCGGCAACAGCUCAGGCGCUACUGUAGACCCCACAUCAUCCCAAAAGCUCAUCUGCUUGGGCAGGAUGACCAUCGUGUGGAUCGUGUUGGCCAUCAGUGUGCUUGUGUCCUCGUGUUCUGUGCUGUUGACUGUGUGCUGCAUGAGGAGGAAGAAGAAGUCAUCAAGUCAGGAGAACAACCUCAGUUACUGGAACAACGCCAUCACCAUGGACUACUUCAGCAGGCAUGCUGUGGAGCUGCCCAGAGAGAUACACACUCUGGAGAGUGAGGAUCAUGACACCUGUCUACCCCCUAAUGGAGACUACAGUGGCAGCAGCGUGGUCCUGGUUAACCCUUUCUGCCAGGAGACCCUCUUCAUCAACAGAGACAAAGCUUGUGACAUAUAGACACAGAGAGGCUCAGUGGAUUGCCCUCCUCUACUGCCCCUGCUGUUCUUGUCCAUUUUAUAUAUGUGGUAAAUAUUCAGAGACUUUGACUUUAUACUGUAUAUCACAAACAACCUGUAAGAAGAGCGAUGUAAACAGACACUAUUUACUAUGAGGAUGCACCCGCGUAUUUUUCUGAUGUACAUUUUCUACAAAAGGCUUAAUUGUGAUAAAGGUUUUUAUUGUCUUUAUAAAAUACAGAGUAUAUGUGGUUUUGUUUCAUUGCAGUGGCUUGAUGGUGAGUGCACUGUGGAUGUUGCCACAUGAAAUCUGCUUUAAAGAGACACAAAUAUGCUAUGAAAAAAAAAUUAAAGCUGUUCUUUGUAAGUUUAAUUUUCCUUUGAAAUCAAUCCCUAAAUACUUAUAGCCUGUUGAACUUGAAUAUAGCACCUACAUAUGUGUGGGGGGAGGACAGAUGUGUGGAAGAAUAAUGUGUGUGAAAUCUGAGCCUGUAUUUAUCAGAUGUGAAGACAGACAUUAAAAGGCCCAAACCUCAAGAGCAGCAUGCUCAAACUAAUCAGACACAGACUUGCCCUACAUCAAGUACGCACAAUACAGUUUAAGAUCCACCUAUGUUUUUUUGACCCCUUAUACCAACUUAGGGUCACAGAGGGACUGGAGCCUCUCCCAGCUGUCGUAGGGUCACAGAGGCAGGUCACCCGUCAAUCACAGGGCUGAAACAGAGAGACAGUUAAGCAUUUAACCUGAGAUCACUGUGAAAGGAAGCCGUACACCAGGAGGACUAGGAGGUCCGAAUUAGGGACCUUCUCACUUUUAGGAGAUGGUGUUAACCAUCCUGAUUAUUAAACACACAUAAUAUCAAACAUGUAAAUUAAUUUGCAAAUCAAUGGAGUUGCCCAACUCCUCAUCAUCCUCAACAAUCAAACAAUCUAUAUGUGACUGAAGUGCAGACUUUCAGCUUUCAUUCAAGGGACUUCAAAGUAUUGCAUUAACUCUAGGAAUUAUAGGCAUUUUUAUAUGCAGUCCUGUAUUUCUGAGGCAUCAAAGCAAUUGAACAAGCAGCAAUUGGAAAACAAGAUUCAUGGCCAGGUUGGUGCCUGUUCCCUCAAUAUUUCAUUAGAAAUUAACCAUAUAAAAGAUCUGGAGUUGGUUCCAACUAUUGAGCACAUUGCAUGUGGUAAUGUGGUAGCUGUUCACUACAGUACGAGUCUUACUGAUGGGGGUGGCUGUAGCUCAGUAUGUAGAACAGGUCAUCUACUUCAUCUACUUGGAAAUACACCUGUAGAUUGCAGGCAUUUUGUUUUAUCUACUUCAUUCAUGAAAUUCCACUGCAGUUCGUGUUUUUAAGUUACAUGAUGAGCGUAAGUAAGCAAUUUUAUCUCUAAGCAGUUUGAUAAAUACAGGCCUGGAUUUUAUGGGUCAGUUUGAGCAGAUAUUUGGGCGACGUGGAGUCCAGCUUCCAGCAGUUUUGAACAGAAACCUUCAGCUCUCAAUUAAAAUGGAGCGGACUUUAAAUGGCCUUCCUCCUCAUGUGUCACCAGCUUCUCUGAAGAGGGACCACAUAGAUGUCUUAAUUCCUUACGUUGGCCCUUUAUGUAUCAGUACAGUGCGCAUGUAGGCGCACUCCCAGAUGUGCACUGAAGCGUGCGUGUGAGCGGACGAGUUGAGACGUGCUGCCCCUUUAACCAAAUGUCAGUUACUUUAAAGUCGAGCGAGACUUUGUAGGACUUUCAGCUCAGUUUUGUGCGUCUGUUCCUGUGUGCGUGCCUCUGUGUGUUUGUCCCGUCUGUUCGUCUCUCGUGCGUAUCGUGGAGUGGCUACCGGUCAUGUGAGAGAGAGUGUUCCUCGCUGCUGUAGGAAACAUUUAAACCACCCUUGCUACUGUAAGUGUCUCCCUCCAUAAGCAGCGUGUUUUAUCCAGUUUUGCAAACUGUGUUGAAGAUUGUGAAUUUGUUUCCGGACCACAUGAUAAUGUGUUAGAGGCUGUCAAAAAUCCUGACCAAUAAUAAUUUU